Messenger RNA from Penicillium maclennaniae, 312 nucleotides. Its product is annotated as ef-hand calcium-binding domain protein. The transcript has a single exon. Gene Ontology annotation, cellular component: nucleus; cytoplasm. Lineage: Eukaryota; Fungi; Ascomycota; Eurotiomycetes; Eurotiales; Aspergillaceae. The record is from RefSeq and is a predicted model, not a curated record. Bases 1 to 312 code for a protein of 103 amino acids.
AUGAACGAAAGGGCCGGCCGCUUGGCUGAGCUCGCGGCCAACCUCAAGAUCAUUAAGCGCGGAGUCAGCCUGUGGGAUGGGCCGGACGCCCUGGUGCACGAUCCUAAGAACAGGCCAGCCCGCAGCGACGUGUUCAGUUUGGAUUUCACGCAAUUCCCCGCUAGUGCGCGCAUCAGGAUUCCCACGGUGCACGUCUAUGGGUCCAAGGACCCAAGGUGGCCGGCCGCUAUCCAGCUCGCGGAGUUUUAUGAUGAUCGGGUCGAGUAUGACCAUGGUGGUGGCCAUGAUAUCCCGCGGUCGACGGAAGUGUAG